This is a messenger RNA of Strongyloides ratti, 1560 nucleotides long. RefSeq names its product MAM domain and Concanavalin A-like lectin/glucanases superfamily domain-containing protein. Bases 1 to 1560 code for a protein of 519 amino acids. NCBI's taxonomy places the organism in Eukaryota, Metazoa, Nematoda, Chromadorea, Rhabditida, Strongyloididae. The record is from RefSeq and is a predicted model, not a curated record. The transcript is spliced from 4 exons.
AUGUUUUAUCAAGAACCUAUUAUUGAUAAUGAAUAUAAUUAUAAUAAGCAUAAAUUUGGUGGUGUUAAAACUAUUCUAAAAUCAAAAAAUUAUUUAGAAUCAGAAAAUUUUAUUACACAUGAUAGUGAUUUAUCAUGUUCUAUUAUGGAAGAAUGUAAAUGGUCAAAUGAUCAGGAUGAUGCAUUAGAUUGGAUUAUAAUUGAUAAUGAAAAUGGUUAUGUAAAAAAUUUACUACCAAAAAAAUUUUUACAAAAUAGUAAUGAAUAUUUUUUGGUAUCAACUAGUGAAAGACCAUCAUAUGAUAGUGCACAUCUUAUUAGUGAUCCAAUUAAUUGCCAAAAUACAUAUGGUUAUUUAUCAUUUAAAUGUUUUAUAUCUCAACCAAAAGAUAUUGGAAAUCCUCCAAUUUUAGAAAUAUGUACAAAAGUUAUUAAACAAAAAGAUUUAACAAAUUGCCAAAGAGUACACACAAACCCAAAUUAUUAUGUUCAUAAAAAAAUUCCUGAAAUGGAUUUACCAUUUAGUAUUGUCAUUAGAGCAUCAAAUUUUAAUAAUCCAGUUGAGGGUGGUUUAGUUGUUAUUCAUGAUAUAAAAUAUGAAAUAGGAAAAGAAGGAGUUAUAAAUAGUUGUGAAUUAAUAAAUUCUUUAGAUAUUAAUAAUAAUGAUUUAUCUUUAUUAAAUAAUAUCCCAUCAGUUACUAUUAAUUAUGAAACAUUAAAUCAAGAAGAUAAUCUAAAUAAUGAAAAUUUUGUUAAAGAAAUUGAACCUAACAAUAGGAUAUAUCCAUUACCUAAAAAUGAAAAAAAUGAUGUAAUUGAAUCAGUUGAAUAUGAAAAUGAAAAUGAACAAUUAAAAUUGUCAACAAAAAAAAUAGAUAUAAUAAAGAGUGAGGAAAAUUUAAUAGUUAAUGAUAAAAAUAAUAUUUUACCAUUACCAAAAAUGAUAGAUAAUAAUAAUAAUAAUAAUAUUAAUGUUCAAAAUUCAAAUUACGAUGAAUCAAAAAUGAGUUGUGAUGUUAUUAAAUGUUCACCAGAAAGAUUAUCAAGAGAGACAAAUUGUCUUUACAAUAAUUUUAUUAUUACAUCUGAUGGUGAAGAAUCACUUGGUUCUGGAUGGGAAGUAGUUCUCGUUAACGAUUAUCCAUCAAGCCAAUUAAUGAAUGAAAAAUAUUCUAGAAAAAAUAUUUUAAUUGAUAAUUUAUUUUUGACAGCUAAUUUUUAUGGUAAUGAUACACCAACAUAUAUUUUUGAAAGUCCAAAUGUUAAUUUUGAUGAUUCAAAAGAAUUAUACUUAUCAUUUCAAAGGCAUAUAUCAAUAACAGGUGUUGAACUUGUUAUUUGUGGUAAUAAAAAUGGUUCUAAUUGUUUUUGGAGUAGUGAAGGAGAUGAAAUUAAAGAUGAAUGGAUAAUUGAACAUGUACCUUUAAUUCCAGAACUUUCAAAUAUUGUUUUUAUUGCAAAGCCCAAUUAUAACGUGUCGCCGCAAACGAUAGGUCAAGUUGGUUUAUUUGACAUCAAAUUGUAUAUUAAAAAAAAUGAUUCAUUAAUACUCUAUUGUUAA